AUGCUAUUUCCUGCAUUGUCAUGUGGGUCAGAAGAGCUAACUCUCAAGCAUCUUGGAAAGAGUCUGGAGCAUUUGGGAACUGAAGCGAACAACCCACCAUCAUCUCUCGACUUUGGACAAGACAGGCGUUCGGGUGGCCGAUGCGCCGAGCCGCCGCCAGGCCCGGGCUGUGCGAUAUCUGUUUGUGCAGAGCAGAGAGCCCAUACCUAUUAUCAUUACAGAUCCUGCACCGAUCACAGGCCAAACCCACAUGAACAGUUCAGGUUCCGGAUGGUGGCAUGCGCAAGACAACCGGAGCGCGUCUGUUCCGUGAUUCUGGGCUCUCGCGCUCGCGAAAGCCCAAGGGGCUGGUUCGAACCACGAUCCACUGCCGGGCGUGGAUAUCAUUACCGAAUGCCCAGGAAGCGGAAGCCAUGGUACGGAUACCGGUACCUAGAGGCGUGGCCAACUCUGUCUGCUCAAAGUCAAGGUCAUCUGACCUCUGAAUCUCUGUCCCCUUUCCAGUCAACCACUCGGGGGGCUUCCGCGGUCUUGGGCAGACAGGGUUGCCUGGCCGUCAGCAAGUCUUGCUUUUUUGGCUCGGGCAGGCUGGGUAUCUCGAGGAAUGUCAAAGCAAGGGUCCUUCUCCAGCGACAGGAAUCCGUGCCUGCGAGAGGCAAAAUAUGCCUCUUCCCAAGGUUGUUUUCCCAAGUUCCUUCUUUCUGUCAUCAACAAGCGUGCGAGCUGCAGCAUACCAAACAGCACUCAUCCGAAAACCGCCGCAACCAUAACACCCUCCUCGGUCUCCUUCCCAUCGAGUCUAAAUUUGGGCCACACACUUUUGAGAGAGACUUCACGGGCAGCAGCAACUAUAUGCAGGCCCCGAGACAACCGAAACAUUUGGCGAGGAGGGGGGAGGGGCAGGUUCGGUGUCAAGGGGGGGGGGGGGGGUGCGCGAUCAGCCUGGCACGGAGCCCACAGAGCCCCAUGCCACACUCCGUCUGGGGUUUUAUCUCCAGGGUCAACUUUUUUAACCUCGUCCUGCUUGUCGACAGGCACCUGCGGCUUCAAUCUUUAAGCAUGUGGCUGACUACGAAGACGGGCUAA
Molecule: messenger RNA, 1086 nt
Organism: Colletotrichum tamarilloi
Lineage: Eukaryota; Fungi; Ascomycota; Sordariomycetes; Glomerellales; Glomerellaceae
Exons: 1
Coding region: 1-1086 (361 amino acids)
Source: RefSeq, a predicted model, not a curated record